Schistosoma margrebowiei is the source of this 1597-nucleotide messenger RNA. NCBI's taxonomy places the organism in Eukaryota, Metazoa, Platyhelminthes, Trematoda, Strigeidida, Schistosomatidae. The record is from the annotation of a GenBank genome assembly.
AAACACAUCACAUGUACGAAUAUAAGAGCUAUAAAUCAUAUGACUAUCUGUAUCAUUUUGUUUUUCAAUCUUUCAUUGUUGCUUUACGUGAAGUCUAUUUUUAACAAGCUGUUGGAUGAUGUUGAAAAAUAACCAUCAACAAAAGUCAGUAGACAUACCGAUAAACCAGGAGCCGAAAACGUUUGAACAACACAGGCGUGAAAUGCUGACCGGAUUACAGCAUAGACAUAAAGGAAGAAAACGACCUAAGCUUGCAAAUACUCCACACACUGAUACGUGGUCGGAUGUGAUAGAUAAUUGGGUUGAUUCAUCUUGGCGCAGUUGGGAUGAUGAGAUGCACAGACUAAGGCGUGGGAUGUUCGCGCUUUUGGUAAGUUUCUGAGCAAAAGUAUCAUAGUUUACCCAAAUCUCAUAACGAUUAAAAUUGUCUGAAAAUGAUGAGUUUAAAUGUAGGCUUUGAUUCACAUGACGUUUUCUUACUACCUUUAUAUGAGUCAGGUAUCAAUCAAAUAACAGUGAUUAUUUAACUUCCAAUAUUCACACUUAUCUUAUAAUCUAACUUAGGGGUGGGAAGUUAUGGGCUAAAUCGUCAGAUGAUGUGAAUGAUGCACCUCUUGAUAUUUUCGGUCUGAGAUCAUCUUAUCCAGACCCCUUUUACCUGAUGAACCAAAUGGAAGAUGAGAUUGAGGAGAUUCGGAAUCGCGUAGGCAUGUGUAGAGUUCCAGGAAUUGGUGCUCUAAAUGACUUCUUGAAGGAUGCUUAUGAGGUUGGUGAAGACGGGAAGCUUUACUUCAAGGUACAUUUCGACACGAAGGGUUUUACCCCCGACGAUAUCAAGGUUGACUCCACAGAGCAUCGUUUGACAGUUCAUGCGAAGAAAGUUUCAGAAUCUGAUUCAUCAAAAUCUUCUCGUGAGUUUUGUCGGAUGAUAGAGCUUCCUCAAACAAUCGAACAUAACCAAUUGAAGUGUCGUUUGACAGAAGAUGGCGUUCUUAUGUUAGAGGCUCCUGUGAAAGCCCCCGACUAUGAGUCAAUCACAUUCACGGAUAAUCGUCGACUUGGGAUUCAUCCAAAGUCAGCAGAUCAGAUCCAGUCAGUCCCAGCAUCAAAGGCACUUGCUGUGAAAGGUGUAUCUGGUCCAACAAUUUUAGACGAUGAAGUAAAUGGAAAGCGUCUGCAUUUAGAAGUACCCGUGGAUCCAGUGUAUAAACCCGAGGAUUUAUGCGUAAAUGUAGAUUCCAAACGUGUUGUCGUAUCAGGAAUAAGUUAUCAGAAAGACAGUGGUUAUUUUAACAAGAAAAGGAGCAGUUCGUAUGCAGAGUUCACUCAUUCGUACGAAAUUCCAGAAACAGUAGAUCCGUUAUUAGUGACAGCUCAACUAAUUGACAAUAGAUUGGUUUUGGAGGCUCCUUUGUUAAAACGGCACACAGUCAGUUAUUAAUCUAUUUGAUAUAAAUAUAAUAGCAUUGUGCAUCGGUCGAUAAAAUCUUUUGUGUGAAUUAUUUCGAACGAAUUUCUUAAUUACACUUGUAUGUAACGCUUUUGGGUACACGCAAACGUGUAAAAUGUAUUUGGUAAUAAAUCUUAUAUACUCUAA